This is a messenger RNA of Diachasmimorpha longicaudata, 553 nucleotides long. RefSeq lists its product as uncharacterized. The record is from RefSeq and is a predicted model, not a curated record. Bases 84 to 461 code for a protein of 125 amino acids. Lineage: Eukaryota; Metazoa; Arthropoda; Insecta; Hymenoptera; Braconidae. The transcript has 3 exons.
AACUAUUGUUUUCGGAGGAAACAAAAAAAUCUCUCAUUUUUUAUAAUGAUUUUCAACGUGGCGGAAGAUUGAGUUGAACUUUAAUGAUCUUGCGGUGGGGUGUGUCAAUAAAUAUGCUGAGGACUGGUACAUUCUUGGGGAAGACUGGAGUCUUAAAGACUGGAGAAGGAUUUCCUGGAAUUUGUAUAAAUUGGGCCAGGAAAUUGAAGGCCAUCAGAGAUCGGAGUACCGUAGACUGUUGUGACCCAGUGACUAUUCCCAUUUGCGAGAUGCCUAGAGAGAGAUGCAUGAUGGACCUUUUGCCCGUUCCUUGUGGACCGUGGCAGGAAGCGUACGAUGAGGAGAACAAAAAAGACACUAAAACCUUGCUGUACUCCACUGCAUUCUUCCUGUUCAGUCUGCUUUGUAUGAAGAAGGUGGGCCCGGUCAAAGGAUAUCCGGAAAUCGGAUGGAUUUAUUGAUGAAUCCGAAUAAAUGAUUUAUUGUAGUUUAUGUUUACUGAUUUAUCUUAGAAUAAAAUUACUGUAAAUGCACAGAAUAAAUUUCUUAUAAA